This is a messenger RNA of Penicilliopsis zonata CBS 506.65, 2910 nucleotides long. RefSeq lists its product as hypothetical. Gene Ontology annotation, molecular function: MAP kinase scaffold activity. Gene Ontology annotation, cellular component: actomyosin contractile ring; cell cortex of growing cell tip. NCBI's taxonomy places the organism in Eukaryota, Fungi, Ascomycota, Eurotiomycetes, Eurotiales, Aspergillaceae. The coding region runs from base 1 to 2910 and encodes 969 amino acids. The record is from RefSeq and is a predicted model, not a curated record. The transcript is spliced from 2 exons.
AUGAAUGGCCGGUCGGGGACCAUGUCGCCGGUCUCCGUCGACGGCAGCGACUGGUCGGGAAUCAACCAGUACCAGGCAGUAGUCACUGCUGGAGCCAAAGCAGAGCCGCCCUUCUCGCCUACCUUCUCGACUGUCGGUAAUCUGGCCACUCCCCCAGUGUCAGGCGAGUCACCGGUGCCCCCGACGCCCACGACCGUACCCUCCGAGCCCGCGGUGUCUCCCCGGCCUCCCGCGGAUGCGGACAACCCAUCGCCUCCGAAUUCGAUCAGGGGUCGCUCGAGCGAUGGAACCUUGGGGGGAAAGCAGCAGCCGCCGCAGAAUGGGAGAGUGAAUCGGCAGAUCGAGGAGAUUCUCUCGCAACACUAUCGUGUUCUGAAACGCUUUCUCCAGAAUCCAUACCGGGAGGACAGGUCGAAGCCAAACAAGGCAAGGGACAAGCUGCUGCGCCUAUCGCCUACCCAGUUCCACGAGCUGAGUACCGACGUGUACGACGAGCUCCUGCGACGGCAGCAGUCCAUCCCGCCGUCACCUGGCCGCCCGGGGCCUCCGCGACCAGAGGUCCCCUCCUUCCUCCCGCCGCGCAAGGAGUUUCACGAGAAGCGCAAUCAGGCCCGGCAGAAGCUCGCCUCACUCCAGCAUCAACGUUUCCGGGAUCUGGCUACUGAUGUCUUUUGUGAGCUGGAACGCCGGUUCCCUCAUUUCGCCGCGCGCGAUAUGCCGCGCAGGCCCAGUCCAGCGCCCAGCGCCCGCAGCACCGCCUCCCGUGGCGGCCCUCCCAAUGGCUAUGGUCCGCGCCCGGGCUCCCAUGGCUAUGGACCUAAUGGCCCUCCUAGCGCCCGCCGCUCCCAAUCUCGCGGUCCACCCCCAAGCCCAAUGGGCAGAGGUUAUCCGUCCGGAAACUCUCCUCAAAGCCCCAUGGGCAGUCCCUUCCCGCCUCGACAGGGCUCCCUGGGCGGUCCGCCCCCGGGGAUGAAUGGUGACACCGGACCCUUGCCCAAGACUUUCCAGAGCAAUAUGAUUGUCCCUAAUAAGAGUACAUUGGUCGAAGACGAUGACGAUGGAGCGGUGACAGAGGAUGAGUAUGAUGCACGAAGCGAUGCCUUCGCUCUGGAUGGCGUGCUGCAGAGCAGACGCGGCACCACCACCACCCUCGGCGAUGGCGGACGGAGUUUAUUGGCAGAGACUCAAUCACAGGUUUCGGUCUUGCAGGACAAGGUUGAAAGGCUCGAGGAAUUAGUCAAGUCGAAAGAUGAGGAGCUGGCCAGGAUGCAGGACGAACAGGACAAGUCUCAGGUAUGCAAACUUGACCUUUUUUUUAAUAUAUUUUUCUCUCCACAAUUCGAGAGCGUCAGCCUCUCCGAACGUCAGGACUGGGAAGAUACGAAACAGGAUUUAGAGCACAAAAUCCUCCAGGCAGAAGAUCUGAAUAGCUCGCUUCAACUGGAGUUGGACAGAGUCCGAGCAGAGCACAAAACCAUGGAAGAAGAUCUUCGGGCGCAGAUCGAGGAGUCCUCCCAGCGCGGCGCAGGAGACGAUGAGUGGCAAACCCGGUUCGGCGAGCUUGAGAGCCAACACCACAGCUUGCAGAAUGAGCUCCUCGAGCAACAGAAAAUAACGGAAGAGGUUCGAAGGGAAGCCUCCAACUUCUUACAGGAGAUGAAGAUGCUCUCGGAGCAAAGUCAGUCGAACUGGGAACGCGAGGACCAGCUCUCCACCGACGUGCGACGACUCGAGGAGGAAGUGCAGGAAUGGAAGGACCGCUACGCGAAGACGAGGACCCAGCUCCGCCAGCUGAAAACGCCCUCCAUGGGCCUGCCUGGCCCGUUGCCCGAUGCGGGUGCUCAUGCCAAAGGCAAUGAAUUCCUCCGCCCCGACGGCCUCAUCAAGGAUGUCUACGUGACGAGGUUCCAGAUCUCGAUCGACGAACUCCUGCGGGUCGCCCGAUCGGACGAACCACAUCUCGUCCUCAAUCAGAUCAAAGCCGUGAUCUUCGCUAUUCGUCACAUCAUCCAGGACGUUGACAUCCCUCAGAGUCCCGCAGACGAGAUGGUCCAGCUGCGGGUGAAGGCCAAGGGUCAGGUGUCCGUCACGGCGAACAAUCUGAUCACCGCCUCGAAGAAUUUUGCCCUCUCCAACGGCCUCUCUCCCGUGUCUCUUCUUGAUGCCGCGGCGUCCCAUGUGUCAACCGCUGUUGUGGAGCUCAUCCGCCUAGCUAAGAUCCGCCUAACCCCCGAGGAUGAGUUGGAAGAAGAAGACGAAGAAGAAGUGUAUGAUCCCAAUCUGGCGCAGAUGCAAUCACCCGACUACUUCAGUAUGGCGCCUAGUCAAGACCGAUACAGCAACAACGAGUCGAUCUACAGUGCCAUCAGCACCCCCUCCGUCGAGUCCCGGGCGCAACUCGAGUCCACCAAGCUUCAGGAUUCUGUCGCCAUCGCUGGAUUGCCCACGGGGAUGAAGAUGGGCUAUAACCGAGAACCGGAGGACGAGGAGACCCGCGAGCUCAAGCUUUAUCUGGAAGACCAAACCGACGUGCUCCUCCAAACCAUUCAGGCUCUAGUUGCCAGCAUUCGUUCCGAGAGCGAUCCCAUCACGAUCCGGAACGAUGUUUCCGCCAUCUCUGCCAUUGUCACCAAUGUCAUCACCUCCACCGAACACACCAUGACCCGGCCGGGCGCCGAUCUUAUUCUUCAAGAGCGCACCGAGUCCUUCCUGCAGGCGCUUGACCACCACCGGGGUCGCCUCGUUGAAACCUCCGCCGAAGCGCAAGAGGUCCCCGAUUCUGAUGAAUUCCGCGAGAUCGUCAGCAAACUGCCACCCAUUGCCUUUGAACUUGCCCGGGGCACCAAGGACGUCGUUCAGCUCCUCGAACCCAUCGACUACGAUGACGAAGAGGACGAAGACUUCCGCUAG